CAACUGGACGGCUCCCACCGCACCCUCGAUCCUUCCCAGCUUCCAUUUCCACCGCGCGUCAUCCCCUCUUUCCCGGCCAGCUACCCCCCCCCCGUGGUAGUCCUUCCCGUCGGACGCACCAUCGACAACAGGUCCAUCUUGCUGUCUCUCCCCUGCUCGACCAAUUUCCGUCUGAUUUUCCUCCGACCAUCAGCGGUUGUUGUGCGAGUUUUCUCGUCGCUUUCUCUUUACGCUCGAUCCAUUACGGUCCACGAGACUUCAUCAUUCUUGGACAUCCUUGCAAGUGGACAACACAACGACAUAGUUCUGGGACUAUCAUUUAAAAUAGUAAGUGAGCUCCAAGUCGUUUUUCCACCCCAUGAUCUGGAGUUCUUUCACGCCUCGACAUCCACCGAUCAUCAAUGCUGA
This is a messenger RNA of Rasamsonia emersonii CBS 393.64, 408 nucleotides long. RefSeq lists its product as uncharacterized. Lineage: Eukaryota; Fungi; Ascomycota; Eurotiomycetes; Eurotiales; Trichocomaceae. The record is from RefSeq and is a predicted model, not a curated record. The transcript has a single exon. The annotation marks the transcript as partial.